Molecule: messenger RNA, 435 nt
Organism: Neolamprologus brichardi
Lineage: Eukaryota; Metazoa; Chordata; Actinopteri; Cichliformes; Cichlidae
Source: RefSeq, a predicted model, not a curated record
AUGUCCUCUAGUUGUCCUCGUGGUUGGACUCGGUUCUAUCGUCACUGCUUUGUCUAUAUUCCAAGAGCCAUGAGUUGGGCUCACGGUGAGAGAAACUGCUUUUCCAUGGGGGUCCACCUUGCAUCUGUGCACAGCAGCAGCGAGUACCUUCUGAUUCAGAAGCUGACUGGCCCUCAUGGCUUCAAAACUACUUGAAUUGGAGGAACUGAUGCAUCUGGGGAAAAUAUUUGGUUGUGGAAUGAUGGGAGCCAUUUCCGCUAUACACACUGGCGACCGGGAGAGCCCAGUAAUGGCUAUGGCAAGCAGCAUUGUCUGCAGAUAAAUUAUAGUGCUUCCAAGUGUUGGGAUGAUCUGGAGUGUGGCGUACAUCGGCCAUCUGUCUGUGCCAAGAAAAAAUCAAAAAAUCAACACUCCUCGGCUGACACUGAAGCAUGA